Molecule: messenger RNA, 4956 nt
Organism: Drosophila navojoa
Lineage: Eukaryota; Metazoa; Arthropoda; Insecta; Diptera; Drosophilidae
Gene: tacc
Product: transforming acidic coiled-coil protein
Biological process (GO): mitotic spindle organization; cerebral cortex development; nuclear migration
Cellular component (GO): cytoplasm
Source: RefSeq, a predicted model, not a curated record
AUAAUAAGAGGAAACGUUGAUUGUUUACUGUCUGUGGCACGCGCAGUGAACCGUAGUUCGUGCGAAGCAAAUCGUGCGUGGAGAGAUAACUUACGCGUAAGGAAAACAUUUUCACACAAAUGGAUUUCCUAUCGAAUCUCAUUAAACGACCUCACAGCAUUGCUGUGCCCGAUUCAAAUUCAGUGGCUGCCGCCGACGCAAAGAAACCAGAUAGGGAGACCGAUCCAAGCUGCAAUUCGAGUGCUCCCACAGCUGAGCUUAGCUCUAGGCACACUUCACCUAGUCCUACAUCGCUGAUUACCUUAGCCAUGAAUCGCUGCUCCCUUGAUACGGAUCUGGAGAAUCUGUUUGAUUCGGCUGCCCAGGAGUUGGAUAGCCUAGAGCAGCAACACAAUAAAUUGAUCGAGCACGUGGAGGCGGCGCCUGUCUCAGGCUCAGAGUCAACUAACGAGCCAACCAAUAGCAAUGAUACCAUCAAACAGCUGCUCAAUGAGAUUAAUUUCAAUUUGGAUCAAGUGAGCGCACGUGAAAUGGAGCAUUUGCAGGCAAUGAGCCUAGAGCUGAGUCCGCUGGCUAUGAAGCCCUCAACGACAAGGCACAGCCUGGAACAGCAGAAGGCACUCGUCGCGGCAAUGCGUUCCACACCACAGCCGGAUACGCCAAACAAGGAUUUGGAACAGCCCUUGCUUAAGUUAACAGGUCUGCCCGAGUUCGACGAGACUCAAAUUCCUGAACUGGCGCCACUCAGUGCCGACCUGGAAGCCGAAUUGAAGGCGGAUGUAAGUGGUGCUCCCACGCUCAGCUCCACGACAGUUAAGUUGAGCGAUCACGAUUACAAUUCCGAUUCGGAUGUCUAUGCCGAGUGCCUCUCGCUGAAUAGCGUCAAGCUUUCGGCGGAUCAGUCUGAGUUGGAAGCUUACUCGAGCGCCUUAAAUGAAGUGCUGGAACAACAGUUGUCCAAUGCGACGGCCACAACGCUGGAAAAUACGCUUAGCGAGGCGAGUACUGCUCAUAACGAUAGUUGCGAGCCCAUGGAUGUGGAUGAUAUAAAUGAAACAAUGGAAAUGCUGAAGGAUGUGCUGGCACCAGAGGAUCAUGAGCUGCUGCAGCAACAGUUCCUAGGAGGCGCAGUACAGCAAAUGCAAAAUCAUCAGCAACAGCAAAUGGCACAACCAGAGGUGCACCACAAGGGGGAGGAAUAUCAAGAGCAGCAUAAGGUGGCGGAUCUGCAGCAGUCAAAGCAAGAACAGAACACGGAGCUGGAACAGGUUUUGCCAAAACCAGAUCCCAUUUCAAUUUCCCCACGUUUAUCAGUACAGCACAUGUCAAAAAAAACGGAGGAGCCUGUGCAAACAGUUUUAGUUCCAGACACUCAAUCCAUAGCUGAAAUUGAGCAUAAAGCUGUACAUAAUGAUCAAACGCUGGAAAAAUUAAUAGAACAACCAGCUCCAGUUUCUCCUUCGCCGCCAUUGGCCACAUUGCAAGCAGCGCCAUCAGCUGUGUCGCCAGUUCCUUCUGCAAUGUCUCAAGUGGAGGACCAAUUAGUGGAGGAGCCCAUACCAGAAUCCGCUCCAGUUGCCAAAUCCUCUUCUAUGCCAGUGCCACCAGUGGAAUCGCUACCCUUAUCGCCGCCCAUACCCACACAUCGUGCUAAGACAGCUAAAGAGUUGGAGGAACUGAUGACUCUGCAGGGAUACGCUCAGCCGCCAGAGGAAACGGAGCAGUCAGAAAAUGAUUUAGCUUCUAAGAAUAGUAGCUCGCCCAUAAAAAAGGAAAGUUUGCAAUCUUCAAUGGCCAUACCCAUUGCUUCUGUGGUGCCCAAACCAAAGUUAUUCCCAACGCUAGAACUAAAUAUAAGCGACUCUUCGCAAGGACCUUCUUCAGCGCCUGUAUCUCCCACCUUCCCAGUCAAGUCACCCGAAGAGUCGCCAACUCACUUUCCACGCUCGCCGCGUGCACCAGCAGAGCGGGAUGAGAUGCCCUACCUCGAGCCAGCCAUUGAGCAGAGGGAGUGCCUAGCCGGCGUCAUAGCCAAAUCGCCGUUACCCGUACAAUUGACGGUAACGAAGCCCAGUCCAGAGAAGCCGCAACAGGAUCAGCAGCUGAACACAACUAUUCCUUUGGGUGGAGGCUCACCACUUAAUGGCACCUUCGACAGUAAUAAUGUGGAGUCGUUUGAUGCGGAUGCUGAACGUUCUGAACGUCGCACAUUUGGCGUACCGCUCGAUGCAAGCUUGGAGCGGCAGCGCCGUACAUUCUCAGUGGUAUUAGAUCAGCCAGUCGAGCACCAGGAGAUACCUAAUCGUCAAAGCAACUCCGCUGCAGCCCAAGUCAACGAAGAAGACAAUCAAUUAAAUUCCACUUAUGGAAUGCCACUGCAAGCAGCUCCGGCGGAGCAGCGACGCACCUUCUCCAUGCAAAACAAUAUACAGCAGUUGGAGCAGCCGGGCAUGCGAAAAACCUUUAACCUGGAACAGGACGCAUCGCCUGCAAUGGAGGCCACCGAGGAGAACAUCAUGUCUGAUGAAUUUGAGCCCAUGGAUGUAGAUAUGUCGCUACGUGGCAAUACUAAUUUAGAACAGACUACGAAAUCUGGCGAUUUUGCCUCCCAGCUGGCCGAGGCCCAAGCUGUGACACUGCCGUCGGCACCGGCGUCGCCGCCUCUGCCCGCACAGCAGCAUGCCCAGCGGCAAAUGAAGUUGGAACAGGAACACCGUUCAUCUCCGCCGCUGCCUGCUCAGCUGAAACGUCCGUCCAUACAUAAGGAUAUACCAGCCAACGCAACGGUUGUGCUCGACGAGCAGAUGCUGUCUAUGAAAGAGCAGCUCAGUGCCGGAGACGAAAAAGAAGAUGUAUAUGUAGAGCACUUUGGUGCCAUGUCUCCCAUUUCAGACGAGCUCUUCAAGCAGCCGCAAUGCAUCAGCACCUUCGCCAAGGCCAACAGGAAAGCGUCCAUCCCAGCCAGCGUACCCGAACAGGAACAAUUCUAUGAUGCUGACUUCCAAGAUGGUGCCAGCAAUAAUAAUAUUAUACUCAAUUCAUCUGAUUUCGAUUAUCUGUACACAAAAGGCAGCAGCAAUGCGCCCGUCGAUCGGAGCUCUUUGCUUUUGAAAUUCGAUCCACUUUUGGGUGCUCCGGUGCCAGUGAAUCAGUUGCCGCAACAGGAGCAAGCAUUGCUCAACAUACUCAGCAACAACAAUAAUAUAGCACGGGCAUUGAGUCCUACCUUGGAGGAGCACGAAACAAGCGGCAGCAACCAUUCAUUCGCAAGCGAAUCAAGUGCCAAAGGAGUCACUGGAGCUCAAAAGGAUUUCAAGCCGCCAGUGGAUAGAACAAAAAAACAUGCUAAAAUGAGUGUGGACGUUAUCGAUAACGAUUGCAACAAAACCUUCGAUAAUUCAAGUCUGAACUCGGAGGAAAAAACACACAAGUACCACAAUAUGGAUGAGCUUGAGAAGAAAAUAAAAAAUGAAGUCACCCGCUCCGAGGACAUUGAAAAGAAACUCAAAGAGGCCGAACAGCGCGAAGAGGCUCUUGUCAAACGGAUUACAGAAAAGGAUAAAAUAAAUGCAAAACUCAACGGCGUCAUUGAGGCCUACGAGAAAGCAAUCGCAGAACUUAUACAUGACAAGGAGCAGCUGGUGCAAAACCAUGAAAGGCAAAUGCAGGAAGUGCAAGCAGAUCGUGAUGCCAAUUAUCAUCACCUAACGUCGCUGGAAACGACAUUCUCAGAUCUCCAUGUCAAGUACGAAAAGAGCAAGGAGAUGACCGCACACCUGAAGCAGAUCGAGGAGAACCUCCUGGAGGAGAAGAAGAGAUCACUGGAUAAAUUGCGACAGCAGGAGCAACGAUAUGAGCAAAUGAAAAGCCAUGCCAUGCAGCAAAUGGAAAUUGCCAACAAAAAGCUGGCCCUUCUUACAAAAGAGCACGCGGAUGAAAUGAAAAAGUUGAAAGCUUUACUCAAAAAGGAGGAAGUGUCGCGCAUUUCAACAGCAGAGCAGCUGCAGCAAAAAUCAAGGGAGAAUGCGGAUCUGCUAAAGAUAUGCGAGGAGCUUAUCUAUGAUAAGGGACAAGGUGGUAGUAGUUAAACUUCACCCGAGUGGAUUAUUUUGCGGCCUGAAUGUAUUUUCUACAUAUAUUUUACGCUGUUAACGCGCACACAUACAUGCUCUCUCACACAUACACAUACACACAUAGAAACACUCACAUAUUACGGCAUGUGGAACGCAUGUUUGUCGCAUGUUCACUCACCGAUUCGCGUACUAUCUCAUUACAUUUUGUAAUUUUUGUUGUGUGCUCUCGUGAAUUGAUUGAGAACUUCAUAUUAAAUCUCAAUUAUUAAGCUGUCGUCUAUUUUGAACUGGAGGAGUUGCCCCAAACACUAUGUCUAACUAUCCAUAUAUAUGUAUAUUGUACUACUUCUAGAUUUUUAGUUUACACACACAACACCAGCAACAACAACAGUAGCAGUAACAGUGCGCCGAGCUGCAAAUGAGUUCCACACAAAAGUUGAAAUCCACACACUCGCCUCACUAAUGGGUGUUCGCUCCCCUCUCCUCAAAAUGUUACUAAUUUCUUUCGAAUCUGCCUUUUGUUUAAGUUUCAUGAUAUUAAUAUGUUAUUUACUGAAAAUUCGAGUUAAUUUUCAUGCUAAAUAUCAGAUGAUACUUUUUCCCCAUACACAAACACACUCACAUACUUUGAAUUGUUUGUUGUGUUUUAUAAAAUGAUGAAAAUUAGAAAGAAACUUGGCAACAACUAAAAUAGAGAUGAAAACAGCGUACGCUCGAUGCGUGCCUUUAUUAAUUGUUUAAGUUUAAAGUUAGUUUAAUUUAAAUUAAAAAAUUUGUAAUAAUUGUAUUAAGCUUGAAAUUCUGUAUUACAUAAUAGUACUAAAACUAAAAGCAUAGAAAAAAAAAACAUAAAUCAUUACAAAACAGAAAAAAAUCUAUUUAU